Molecule: messenger RNA, 444 nt
Organism: Pelobates cultripes (western spadefoot toad)
Lineage: Eukaryota; Metazoa; Chordata; Amphibia; Anura; Pelobatidae
Source: the annotation of a GenBank genome assembly
AUGCCUUCAAAAGAGGACCUAGCCUCUAUGCUGGCAAAACUGGAGGCCUCUAUGCAGGAAAGACUGUCCUCCAUCACCACGGAAGUCCGCCAGAUAGGGAUCGGGGUGGGGGACCUGGAGGAGGACAGGGACAAUAUACAGCUCAGGUUGCACAAUAUAGAGCAAAGACAAGAUGCUCAAGAGUCCAAUAUAGCCCAAAUAAUGCGUCGAGAAGACCUCGACAACCGGGGCAGAAGAAAUAACCUCCGAGGCAGAGGCAUGCUGGAGGCACAGGGGGAAUCUGAAGACGUCAGGGACACCCUCCAAACUCUCUUCAAUAAUAUUUUACAAUGUGCUACAGAUACCCCUAUACUACUAGAUAGGGCGCACCGUUCGGUGAGGCCCCGAGGACUCCCACAGGAGACCCCAGAGACAUUAUCUGCAGGGUUCACUAGUAUACCCUGA